Messenger RNA from Scaptodrosophila lebanonensis, 1139 nucleotides. RefSeq names its product endonuclease G, mitochondrial (gene EndoG). The record is from RefSeq and is a predicted model, not a curated record. Gene Ontology annotation, cellular component: mitochondrial inner membrane; nucleus. Gene Ontology annotation, molecular function: nucleic acid binding; single-stranded DNA endonuclease activity; RNA endonuclease activity. Gene Ontology annotation, biological process: apoptotic DNA fragmentation. The coding region runs from base 49 to 990 and encodes 313 amino acids. Lineage: Eukaryota; Metazoa; Arthropoda; Insecta; Diptera; Drosophilidae. The transcript has a single exon.
UUAAGAGAUUAGUUAAUUUAAAAUAGUUCAAUUAAAGUGCAAGCCAAAAUGAGUACCUCUAAAAUGCGCAACAUCCUGACAAUCGGCGCAACGGCUAUCAGCGCCUUUUACUUGGGCACCUACACUAACCGCCUGCAGAAUAAAGACGACGCAACGGAAGAGGGCAUAUGUCGCUUACCGGGGCUGCCCUUCUUCAGUACGGUUUCAGCAGCGACGCUUGUGCCGGCGACGCCUGCUCCAGGGGAGGUCAACCUUACAGCGACACCUUCACGCAUCUCCCAAAUCAUGAAAUAUGGCUUUCCAGGCCUCGACCACGUCCGUAGCCAUUCGGACUAUGUGUUGUCCUAUGAUCGGCGAAACAGGGUGCCGCACUGGGUGUUCGAGCAUAUUACAGCAGACUCCGUGGCCAAGAACGAUGCUGUUGAUCGCUCAAAAUGUGAUUUUAGAGCGGACGAGAGCAUACAUCCCUAUUUUCGUGCCCAGAACACGGACUAUCGCCGCUCCGGCUACGAUCGAGGCCACAUGGCUGCUGCGGGCAACCAUAGACUGCAUCAGAAACAUUGUGACGAUACUUUCCUGCUGUCCAACAUGGCUCCACAAGUCGGCCAGGGCUUCAAUCGGGACUCUUGGAACAGAUUGGAAAGCUAUGUACGCAAACUCACACGCACGUAUGCGAAUGUAUAUGUCUGCACUGGUCCUUUAUAUCUGCCACACAAGGAGGAUGAUGGAAAAAUGUACGUCAAAUACGAAGUUAUUGGCCCCAACACCGUGGCAGUUCCCACACACUUUUACAAAGUUAUUGUGAGUGAGGCGGCGGACCAGAAACUGCACAUGGAGGCUUAUAUUAUGCCCAACAAGGUUAUCAGCGACGACACACCUCUCCAGGUAUUCCAAGUACCACCCGAGACAGUUGAGCGUGCUGCGGGACUGCUCUUCUUCGACCAGAUGAACAGAAAACAGCUUGUCAGCGUCAACGGCAAGAAAGUCUGAUUCCCACCCAAAAAAAAAAAAGAAUCGUUUUUAGUAAAUGUAAAUAUGUAUUAGACCAAGAGAAACCGUUUAAUGGUUUUCACUCCUUGCAGUUUGUUUCUUUUCCAAAGAAUCGUUGAUCAAUUAAAUAAACAAUUAAUACAGAUUUA